GCGGCGGAAGGUCUUGCAGCAUCUUCCAUACAAGGCAAGUUCAAGUCUCCGUCUACACCACCAAGCCAUGUGUCAGACCAGGGACACAGUAGCCAGACCAUGUAAAGAAUCUCUGCAAUCCGUAAGAUAAUUACGGGUGAGAACCCCGGUGGCUGGUGCCAGAGCUAGGUCCUCAUCAGGCGGCCAGGCGGGACCUGCUCCUGCCCGUGGUUCUCCUUGGGCGCACACCGGGAACUCGCGGGGUCCUCCUCAAGCGGGGAGGCAGCGGGGAAGCUCUGGCCGCGGCUCCGCCCCGGGGGUUGCCUUUUCCUUAGAAGGCAAAGCCCCAAGCCUCGCCUCUCGCCGGCGGAGAGUUGCGCUUUGCUACCCGCAAUCCCCUCGCCUCCGACGCCGCCGCCGCCGGGGCCCCCGGAGCGCCUGAGGCCCCGCGCACUCCGCGCUCCAGCCGAGCUCAGGCGUGGACUGGGCGGGCGCCGGGGCGGGGCGCGCGUCCUCGCCGGUUUGAAUGGAAGGAUCCAGAUCCGCGGAGACGGCGGCCAGCAGAUUCUGAAGCCAGCGCUCCUCCCCGGCCUCCGCGCCCGCGACAUGCCGCAGGAGAGGUGUGGCGCCCCCCGCCCGCGUCCCCGCCAUGGAGGUGCUGCGGCGCUCCUCGGUCUUCGCCGCCGAGAUCAUGGACGCCUUUGACCGCUCGCCCACCGACAAGGAGCUGGUGGCCCAGGCCAAGGCGCUCGGCCGGGAGUUCGUGCACGCGCGGCUGCUGCGCGCUGGCCUCGCCUGGAGCGCGCCCGAGCGCGCCGCGCCCGCGCCCGGCGGCCGCCUGGCCGAGGUGUGCGCGGUGCUGCUGCGCCUGGCGGAUGAGCUGGAGCUGAUCCGGCCCAGCAUCUACCGCAACGUGGCCCGCCAGCUGAACAUCUCCCUGCAGUCCGAGACCGUAGUGACUGACGCCUUCCUGGCUGUGGCGGCCCAGAUCUUCUCUGCAGACGGACGUCCUCAAGUGCGUGGUCAGCACCGACCCCGGCCUCCGCUCUCACUGGCUUGUGGCCGUGCUCUGCAGCUGUGGCCGCUUCCUGAAGGCUGCCUUCUUCAUGCUGCUGCCGGAGAGAUGAGCUGCUGUCUUGGGCAGAGGAUGCCACCCGGCCCCCCAACCCCAGAGGCCCUUGGCCCCCGAAAGCAUCGUUCUCCACCCCCUCCCAGCCAGGAAGACCCUCGGAGCCCUGCGUCAAAGCUGGAGGCCCUGCCCUGAGCCCCUCUUCCACAGACCCAGGCCCUCCGGAAGGGGGACUGGGAGGGGGGCUUCCCUGGGCCUGGAGCUGGGCUUCAGUGCCAACAGGGGGCCGCUCCCCACUGCUCCCCUCUUGCAACCCCAGCUUGUCCCCUUCUUUCUAGAGCCGGAAAGUCAGGGUCACCUCCCAGGCCCCAGAGGAAAGCAGCCAGGAACAGGAAGCUCUCGCUCGAUGCCGGGGUCCCGUCCGUGUAGGGACCACAUCAGGACAUGAGCCGGCCUCGGUCCUCAUGGGCAUGGGGCCCUGGACACUUGGCCUGAAGGUGACUCUGGUGCUGCCAAGGCUGGAGGAGCGGGGGGGGGGUCUUCCUGACCCCACGAACAGAGCAGCAGAAGGCUCAUGUGGUGUUUGCUGCAUCCACUUUUGGAGUGAGUGCAUCUCCACCCAUGGCAGGGCCCUCGUGGGGCAGGGACCCGGGUGGGGGGCUCCAGGCCGCACACCUGACCGAUGAAUACCAGCAUCCAUGAACAAGGUGGACGGUGUGUGUGUGUGUUCGGUCCCAAUAAAGUUUCAUGGCAAACGGA
Camelus dromedarius (Arabian camel) is the source of this 1807-nucleotide messenger RNA. RefSeq names its product BCL2 family apoptosis regulator BOK (gene BOK). The record is from RefSeq and is a predicted model, not a curated record. Gene Ontology annotation, cellular component: mitochondrial outer membrane. Gene Ontology annotation, biological process: intrinsic apoptotic signaling pathway in response to DNA damage; regulation of apoptotic process; extrinsic apoptotic signaling pathway in absence of ligand. Lineage: Eukaryota; Metazoa; Chordata; Mammalia; Artiodactyla; Camelidae. The coding region runs from base 629 to 1243 and encodes 204 amino acids. The transcript is spliced from 4 exons. Gene Ontology annotation, molecular function: protein homodimerization activity; protein heterodimerization activity.